This is a messenger RNA of Penicillium longicatenatum, 1518 nucleotides long. RefSeq lists its product as uncharacterized. The record is from RefSeq and is a predicted model, not a curated record. Bases 1 to 1518 code for a protein of 505 amino acids. Lineage: Eukaryota; Fungi; Ascomycota; Eurotiomycetes; Eurotiales; Aspergillaceae. The transcript has 3 exons.
AUGGCAGUUCUUGACCCCAAACCCAGUAAAGUGUCUCCACUCAACGAAGAAUUCGCAAAACUAGUUCAUUCAACACUGGAAAAAUGGCAUAUUCAAGGAGUAUCUAUUGCUGUUAUCGAUGGAGAUGAAACAUGGGCUGAGGGAUAUGGAGUUGCUGCUUACCCCGAUACUCCAGUCACUCCAGACACAUUAUUUUAUACGGGCAGCACGAGCAAAUCUUUCACUGCCUCCGCAGUAUCAUUGCUAGUCGAUAACGACGAAUAUCCCAACAUCAAAUGGACGACCCCGCUAAGCGAACUCAUCCCUGGUGACUUUGUCGUGCAAGAUGAGUACGCAACAUCCCACAUCACACUGGAAGAUGCCCUCUCCCAUAGAACUGGUCUACCAGGACACAUGAUCUCACUAGGUCGCGAAGGCACAGUCCGUGACAUAGUCCGAAACCUGCGUCAUCUCCCAAUGGACAAAGAAAUCCGAACAACAUGGCAAUAUAACAACGCAAUGUUCAUCACGGUAGCGCACGCAAUCGAAACCGUCACGGGAGAAUGGCUCGGUGACUUUCUUCGCAAAAAUAUCUGGUCACGCCUCGGCAUGAACUCGACCUUCUUUUCACUGGAAGAUGCGAGACGCUACGCCGCCUCACACGACGUGACCCUAGCAAAAGCCUACGGCUGGAAUUCGGCAUCUCCCGAACCCGUCGAGAUCCCGUAUUGCGAGGCAACGUUGAGUGGCGCGGGCGCUGUGAUUUCGUCUGUCCGCGAUUAUGCGGUUUAUAUUCGGUCAAUGAUUCGACAGUCGGGUCCGCUUUCUAAAACGGGAUACGAAGAGCUUAUGAAGCCGAGGGCAUUUGUACCUCAGAUGCUUCCACAGCUUACGCAGCAGGCGUUUUAUUCGCUUGGGUUGAUCAUUUCGACUUAUCGGGGUGAGACUAUCGUUUUGCAUCCUGGUGGCUUGGAUGGUAUGACGGCUACGAUGAUCUUCUUUCCGAAACGAGAUUGGGGUGUGGCUGUUUUCUGUAAUGCGACUGGACCGGGACGGGAAGUUCUUGCGUGGCAUUUGAUUGAUGAUCUACUUGAUGUCCCCAAGGAAGAACGUAUCGAUCUCUAUGAGCUAAAACAAAAGAAAAUUGCCAAAAUUGAAAAAAUGCGUUUGACGGCUAAGGAGCGUUUAUAUCCCUCUGCACCCUCGCCUGGUCUGUCUCAUACCCUGCCAUUGCAAGAAUAUGCAGGCACAUACACGCACCCCGCCUAUCCGGAUUUUAUGAUCAGUCUACGAGGUGACGAAGAGGCAGGACUGCGUGUUGUCCUGUCAGGAAGCUUAAAUGUCAGCAUGAAUCUGAAACAUGUAUCAGGUGAAUAUUUUGUAGCGGAAGUGUUCGAGUACAUGUGUGUCCCUGAGCCAUCGGCGAUUGUCAAAGCUGAGUUUCAUAUCAGUGUUGCGGGAAAAGUGGAUAGAUUUGGUGUUAUUGCUGAUUUCUCUGAUAUGCCUGAUACUAUGAUUUGGUUUGAUAGAGUUUUGUAG